AUGCUCCGAUGCUGGCCGGGCAGUGGUGACCUGCAUGUGGGCGGCCGGACCAUCGUCCGGUAUUUUCCUGCUGCGGGCCGCGGGCACCUCGUGCCCCAAGUCGAGAUCAUCAGGGGCGGCCGGACCAUAGUCCGGUAUUCCUCUGCUGCGGGCCGCGGCCGCGGCAGCAACAACAACAGCAGCAGCAGCAGCAGCAGCAGCAGCAGCAGCAGCCGCCAGAACCACCACGGCAGCGGCGACGACGACGACGAUGAUGAUAACGCCGCCAUUUACGAGGACGAAAAGGGCGAGGAAGAGGACGAAAAGGAGGACGACGAGGACGAGGACAAACUCGCUUGA
Hirsutella rhossiliensis is the source of this 339-nucleotide messenger RNA. RefSeq lists its product as uncharacterized. The record is from RefSeq and is a predicted model, not a curated record. Bases 1 to 339 code for a protein of 112 amino acids. NCBI's taxonomy places the organism in Eukaryota, Fungi, Ascomycota, Sordariomycetes, Hypocreales, Ophiocordycipitaceae. The transcript has 2 exons.